Pundamilia nyererei is the source of this 2206-nucleotide messenger RNA. It is a transcript of the gene tslig3a, whose product is annotated as family with sequence similarity 98 member A. The record is from RefSeq and is a predicted model, not a curated record. Gene Ontology annotation, cellular component: tRNA-splicing ligase complex. Lineage: Eukaryota; Metazoa; Chordata; Actinopteri; Cichliformes; Cichlidae. The transcript is spliced from 8 exons. The coding region runs from base 150 to 1619 and encodes 489 amino acids.
GCAGGUGGCGGAAAAAAGCUCGAUCCAAGUUGGGGUCACAGCCGCCAAUGAAUCCAACGAAGAAGGAGAAGAAGUUAAACGUGUAUGCUGAGCUGGCUGAUGUGGAAUCUGUAUUUCGUGAUUUUAGUAGAUAACUCGGGAACAGUAGGAUGGAGAAUGACAUUCUUGUCUCUCUGGAAGAUUUAGGGUACCAAGGCCCUCUGUUGGAAGAAGGAGCUCUGGAAUCUGCUGUGAGCGGAGGAGCAGCUUCACCCGAGUUUACCAAGCUCUGUGCUUGGAUCGUCUCAGAACUCAGACUCUACUGCAAGCUGGAGGAAAAUGUCCAUGCUACCAACUGCCCGAGUGAGGCAGAGGGCUUCCAGCUGGAGAUGAGCGGCCUGCUGUCAGAGCUCACCUGUCCAUACUCUGUCCUCACCAGUGGAGACAUUACCCAGAGGUUCCUGAACAGGACAGACUGCCUGCUGCUUAUAACUUUUCUGGUUUCUGAGUUGGAGGCGUCGAGGAUGAUCCUGGUUAACAAGCCUCAGAAGAAAGCCCAGGAGUCUGGAAGCCCUGCGUUCCAAGAACUGAAGGGCAUCUGCAUGGCACUGGGCAUGUCCAAGCCUCCAGCCAACAUCACCAUGUUCCAGUUCUUCAGUGGCAUAGAGAAGAAGCUGAAAGAAGCCCUUAGUCGAGUUCCACCAAACCAUGUAGGGGAGCCGUUGUUAAAGAAGCCCCUUGGACCUGUGCACAUGGAAAAAAUUGAGGCUAUAAACCAAGCGCUAGUGAAUGAGUAUGAGGUGAGAAGGAAGAUGCUGUUGAAACGUCUUGACGUGACGGUGCAGUCCUUCGGUUGGUCCGAUAGAGCAAAGACACAUGCUGAUAAGUUGAGUAAAGUUUACCCUCCACUGCGUUCAGCUCUUGCCAACAAAAGUAAAGUCUCUGUUGCUCAUCUUCUUGCCGCUCGCCAAGACUUCUCCAAGAUCCUCCGCACAAGCAGCGGCAAGAUAAGAGAGAAGACGGCCUGUGCCAUCAAUAAGGUUCUGAUGGGCCGAGUACCAGACAGGGGAGGUCGGCCGUGUGAGAUUGAGCCUCCGCCUCCAGAGAUGCCCACCUGGCAGAAGCGUCAAGAUGCUCCCCAAAUCGGAGGACACUAUGGCAGCGGUGGGCACGGAGGUGGCAGGGGAGGAUACGAUCACGGCUCUCAAGGUGGCCGUGGGGGCUAUGAGAGGGGAGCCGGGGGAGGAGGACACGGGGAGAGAGGAAGUAGAGGAGGAGGUGGAAGAGGGAGAGGCAGUUACAACCAGGGCUACUAUCAGGAUGCAGGAGGUCAUCACGGGGGAGGAGGAAGAGGAGGUUAUGGAGGAAACCACCAAGGAGGCUUCCAGGAUCCCAACUACCAUGGAGGAGGAGGCGGCGGAUACCAUGACGGCGGUCAUUACCAAGACAGAGGUGGCGGUCGAGGAGGUCGGGGGGGUAGAGGAAGAGGAGGAAGGGGAGGAGGAGGACAAGGAGGGGGCUGGGGAGGAAGAGGGGGGCAGAAUUUUAACCAAGGAGGACAGUUUGAACAGUUCUUCCAGCAUGGUGGGCAGCAUUAUAGCCAGGCUGGCUUUAGUCAAGGCAGACAUUAUACUAGCUGAAGGCAGGGCAGCACAGCAGAGUCCACGUCGACUGCUUCUCGUUCAUGAACUCAUCUAAAAUGCCUUAUCAGCUGAUCUUCAACUAUUACAAUGGUUACAAGCUGACGUUAUAGAAACACAGGUAGUAUUUUUCACCAGACUGUUAUGGUCUCUAUUCAGGGCAGUUCUAAAGUGGCCCUUUGUUUUCAGUUGUUUUCAUAUAGAUCUGCUAUAAGUGGUUAGUCGACAAGUUGGACUCUGCUUAAUUAGCCUUAUUGUGGACAUUUUUUUCGAAAACUAAAGGUCCCUAAAAUUUCAGUGUGUGUGUGCAUUUGCUGUAUCUGAAAUUAGAGGUGCACACUGAUAUUACAGGAUUCUUGAAAUUCUUCAAGUUUUGGUGAAUAUGAGAAUGACUUGAAGGGAAAAAAGCAUCAUUUUCCAGUCUCUUAGUUUUGUUUCAGUUAAUCUGACUAGAGUCCUUUGUUACUUAUUUAAAAAAACAAAAUGAUGCUAUCUUGUACUCCUAAUGGAAGCUUGUGUGCAUACAGGUAUGGAUGUUGAAAGGUUUGCAUGGAUGAGUGAAUGAGAAAUAAAAGCUGAAACGAGUG